Pocillopora verrucosa is the source of this 810-nucleotide messenger RNA. Lineage: Eukaryota; Metazoa; Cnidaria; Anthozoa; Scleractinia; Pocilloporidae. The record is from RefSeq and is a predicted model, not a curated record.
AUGUCAGUAGUCAUUGUUAUAAAUACAGUUUCAGGAGACUCCAACCAAUCAUCACCCUGCGAAUCGCCAUCCAUCAAGGGCAAGCGGGUACGCACGUUUAUUACAGCUCAACAGCUGAAAGUACUGAAAUCAGUUUACCUGAGUACCCCUCGCCCUGAUUUGGCCGAACGCCACAGGAUCUCCGAAGUGACUGGGCUUGAUAUGCGAGUUGUGCAAGUAUGGUUCCAAAAUCGUCGUGCGAAAGAAAGGAGACAGAACCACAGAGAUAAGAACCCCUGGAUAAACCAUUUCAAUAAAAUUGCCAAGAGGAGAUCUCUUUCCCUGGAUUUGUCUUCCACAAUCGGUGCUACAUCCUAUCCGGAAGGCCAGGUUUCUGCGUUUUCUAGCUGUAGUGCUGCCCAGCAAACAGAAGCCGUCAACCAGUCAGCCAUAAUGGACCCAAUGUCUUCCUUAGCCAUGCGAAGAGUGGCGAGUGCCCCUGUGUCACCUUCUGUCACUUCUGGUGCAAGAUUCUCUUUCGCUUUCCAUUCACCUAGCUUUCCACCAGUACACGAACUUCUGGAGCUAUGCGAGGAGGAGCUGCGCACCCUGAUGCAUCAACCUCCAGCCUGCACUCAGCUAAGCCCCACCCAUAGCUACUACGCUGACUCGGAGAGUGGACUCUCUAAUAUAAACACGCCAAUUGAUGAACGCUACUUUGUCUUCCCAGAUACUAGCACACCCAGCAGUAGUGCCUAUCCCUCGUCCUCUCUAGCUUUCUCUUUUGAUCCUGUGGUGACCAAUACCUUGAGUAGUGCAACGCGUCCGUGA